Molecule: messenger RNA, 4950 nt
Organism: Gambusia affinis (western mosquitofish)
Lineage: Eukaryota; Metazoa; Chordata; Actinopteri; Cyprinodontiformes; Poeciliidae
Gene: gpr18
Product: G protein-coupled receptor 18
Exons: 3
Coding region: 283-1302 (339 amino acids)
Biological process (GO): positive regulation of Rho protein signal transduction; phospholipase C-activating G protein-coupled receptor signaling pathway
Cellular component (GO): membrane
Molecular function (GO): G protein-coupled receptor activity
Source: RefSeq, a predicted model, not a curated record
UCAGUGGCCUCGGUCUUUCUGAUUUUGUCCACAUUUCGGUUGAUGAUGGGGCAGAUUAAUGGCAGAUGUAGUUUAUAGUACGUCCUCAAUGUGUCUCCUCUUGCAGAUUUAAAUUACACGUGGGUUUUAUGCGUACAUCUAUAAUUCUCUCGCCUUUUUCAUCACUUGUUAUUUAGUAUCAGGCCGUAUAAAUUGUGUAGUUCAAUGCAAAAAAGGACCAAAGAGCGUAGAAAGAGGGCACAAAAAAGAUUUGACCAAUUUGAUAUCUAACGCCAACAUAACAUGAAUGUGGAUCUGAACUCCUCCAACAUGUCUGUGGAUCCUCUGGCAAUGAAGACGGAGCAGGGCCCAGUCGAGUAUCGCAUAGCUGGCCUGGUCUUCUACAGCUUCAUCUUUGUCAUAGGAGUGAUAGUGAACCUCACUGCCUUGUGGGUUUUUGCCUUGACCACCAAGAAGAGAAACUCGGUCACCACCUAUAUGAUCAACGUGGCGCUCGUGGACCUCACCUACAUUUUGCUCCUGCCUUUCAGGAUGGCUUACUUACAUCAGGACUAUUGGCCCUUUGGAGACAUUUUCUGCCGGAUCACAGCAGCUCUAACCAUCUUCUACCCCUCCAUGGCCCUGUGGCUGUUCGCUCUGAUCAGCACUGACCGCUACAUGGCCAUUGUUCAGCCGAAACAUGGCAAGGAGCUGAGAAACGUCCCAAAGGCUGUGGUGGGCUCCUUGGGGGUGUGGAUCAUGACUCUGGGCAGUAGCGUACCCCUACUCUUCUCUCAGGAUGACCCCGAUCGCAUCUCCAAUUACACUACCUGCAUCAAGAUGCAAGACAUCAUCUACAUGCGCCGCGAGAACGCGGUCAACUUCGUUAGACUCAUCUUCUUCUUCCUGGUCCCCAUCUGCAUAAUGAUUGGCUGCUAUGUCGUCAUUGUGGACAACCUCAUCCACGGACGCACCUCCAAACUGAAGCCAAAGGUGAAGGAGAAGUCCAUCCGGAUCAUCAUCACGCUCAUCGUGCAGGUGCUGGUGUGCUUCGUGCCGUUCCACAUCUGUCUGGUGCUGCGCUUGUUGGGAAACGACGAAGACGGCGGCUUCAACACGUGGGCCGUCUUCACAACUUUCCUGAUGAAUCUGAGCACGGUCUUGGACAUCAUCCUGUACUACAUUGUCUCCAAGCAGUUCCAGGACAGGGUGAUCAGCGUGAUCCUGUACAGGAACUACCUGCGUAGCGUCAGGCGAAAGAGCCGGCACACGCACACAGGAAGCGUCAAGUCGCUGAGCAACCUAACCAGCGCGAUGAUAUGAAAGUCCGUGGCACAGAUACUGUACCAACAAUAUGCACACUAGAUGCAUCACCGUGUACUGUUUAUGUAUAAUUACCUGAAGGAUCAAGAAACUGCAAUUAAUUUUCCCGAGUGCAAUUUACACUCACAGUAUGGAAGUGCUGCUGUUGUGGCGAAAACAUCUGUGUUCAGAGCUGAUUGACUCACCCAUGAGACUUGAGUUGUUUCCAUGCCUUGUUUUUUUUUUUUUUUUUAGUGUUUUUUUCUCUCUCUGCUGAAGAAAGCAUAUGCGGCACAGGUGUGACGUGUUCAGGUAAAAAUGUAACUGUUUAGAACAAAGCAUAGUUGUGCACAAGCGUCAGAAACCUCAAGAAAGCAACAUGAAGAGGGUCUGAAUUGUUCCACAGGAAGCAGCGGCGGGGUUGUUAAAGGUUGACGCUCGGUUGCUGCACCACAUUUAACAGGUCCUUCCUCUUCAGCCUCUCGGCUCUGCAACGGCGGAGUGAGCAAAUCUAAGCCAUGAGUGAUGCGUGAUGUCACCUGUCUGCUUUGCAAAUACAGCGCACGUGUUUGACUUCUGCCAUUUCAUGUUUGUUGAGUUGAAGAUCGACCACUUGAGACAGGAGGCAAUUUCAACACCCAGCACUGACAGUAAAGGUUGCUGUGAAGGUUGCUUUAAAUGAACCGACCAGGUGAUGGCAGCAUGGCACAGCUUAGACGCUAUCCACCUGCCAGAGCAACACACACACACACACACAAACACACAGUGCUUUUCAAAACUUUGGCAGAGUUGACAGCAAAAUAAUUUUGUCUCUGUUGCAUGGCAGCAAAAUAUUUACCUUUCAUUCAUUUAGAUUCAUAAAAAACAUUACUGCAUCCGUUUUCCAGUUAACAACAGUCAUAACGGCUUCCUCCACCAGGAAUCUGACUAAAGCGUGUUUAUGGUGCAAUGUGAAAAGUAUUGAUUAGGUGUUAAAUGAUUUAGUUGCUUGGAGUGCAUUUACAGUAACAUGCUCGAGAGAUGUCAGAGAGGCUAUUUACAAGAUUUACUGCAACCUUAACCUUUAAACAGAAAACCUUUUUCAGCACAUGGAUGUUUCAGUUUCAGAUUUCUGCAGCAGGUGAGGGAGGUAUUUUAUUCAAAAUGUCUCUUUCUCGUAAAAAUACUGAAGUUGGAGCAGAAUAGGGGGCAGAAGAGGCUUGCAGGCAACACCAAAAUAAACAUUUUAAAUGUUAGGAGUUGCUGCACCAACGUCAAACAUGCAAGGAGUCCAUCUAUGUUGAUCAUCCAAAAUAUAUGCUAUAAAAAAAACCCUCAGAAAAGAACAACUCUUAGUAUAUACUCUCUGUAGUAAAACUUGGUGAUGACAACAAUAUAUUUCUGAAAUCAAUAAACCUACAUUCAAUUCCCACUCUUCUUAAUGAGGUGCCUAACAAGGCAUCACCUAAACAAAAAGCAUUAUGAAACCCUGGUGGUCCAAAUAUUGAUUUCUGAAAUCUUCUUGAGCUACAACUCAAGUAUUGUCUUGUUUUCAAAAUAAAAAAAUAAAAAAAAUUCUGGAAACAGCAUAUUUCUUAUUUGGACUUUUUGUCAUAUUCUGCAAAUAAAUACUCAAACUGAAGUUCGUCAUUAUAUUUGGAAUUUUUAGGGAAAUGUCAGUAAUUGGGAAACUGAAACAUAAAUUAGUUUAAAAAGACAAAAGUGUGCAUGAUGAAAGUUCAGAAAGUACCCCUGAACUUCAUAAGCAGUAAGAACAAAAUAUCUGAAAUAAUAGUCAUAAAUAAAUAGUCAUCUGAAAGCACAGCAAAACACGUCUAAAAUAAAGUUUUUGAAACAAAGCAUUUAGAAAACAGCAAAACAUAACUUUUUUUGUUGUUUUUUUUUUAAGUAAACACUAGAAAUUGUCAGGAAACAAUAGCAUUUCCCAAACACUGUCAGUUAAAUAGUUAACAAUAAACUGAACAACACUGGAUAACUUCAAACACCUUAAACACUGGCUGCAGGUCAUUUUGUUCCUGUGCCUCUUCAGGGCCCCACCUUACACCCAUGUGUUACCGCUGACUGAACAUGUGCUUUCCAUUACACAUUUGUUCAUUUCUUCAUUUUCCUUAAGGGACAGUUCAGGGUUUUUUUUUUAUGAAUGUUUGUGAAAAUAUUCUUGUAAAUCUUCCCUAACCUACAGUAAACAUGUAACAUGUGGCAGUAAGUUUGUAGAACAGUGAGAUCAGAGGGGAAAGCUAACAGCCAGUCAGAAAAAAACAGCUUUACUAAAAGAGAAGAGGUUGUUAAAUGUCUUUAUCGGAGUAAUAAGGUGUUGUGUCCAAUGAAUAUAAACAUUUUUUUUUAGCUUAGGAUAUUUUAAAUAGAUAAAUGAGAUAAAAUAAGGGGUGCAUCACUCUGAGAAUUGCUUUUGUUUUCAAUAACGUUAAAGAAUAGACCUUUAAAAUAAGCCUUUAAGGUAUUUGUUACCGAAAUUUGAUUAAAUUUCAAAAUUGCAAACAUAAGAAAUGUGAAGGCACAACAGUGGGGAAAAAAAAACAAAAAACCCUCAAGCACCAGCAGUACUCAGAAGUGGCUGAUCAGUGUAAAAUAGUAAAUACAAAAUAAAAACCAAACUUCUGCUCAAUCUGGUAAAAGAUUCUGGUUUAAUGGAUGUUUUUCUGAGCGUGAACGCCGUUGUCUUUACAGUAGCUGCACCCUGUCUGCAUUCUCUGGAUCUCUGGAAGACAUUUGGCUGACUUUUACAGUAGUCACAGGUGAAGACGAGGCCGCUCUGUCCGAUAUAAGGGGGAUAGAUUUACAUUGUGUUAAAUAAGAGAAGGCAGACAGCGGGAUUUCCAUUUCGCAUGCGAUAUUGGCACCUGCACUCCAUCAUAUGGUGAUAGUUUUAUUGGCUAGUGGACUACCGGUGGAUUUAUAGCUCGGGAGUCAAAGGUUGUAGGAAACAUCAGAGGGUCGUCUAUCUGUCCCACCUGUUAGACAUGAAAGAGAGAAAAAAAACAUCCACGCUGCUCAAAGCAACUGGCAUUUAAAACAAUUAAGUUUCCUGUCAAGUCCCUGUGAUGAAUUAUCCGGAAGCUUUACCCGCUGUAAUUCUAAAUCUUCCCAACAAGUGCCUUUGUUGUAGAGAAAUUAAUGAAAACAAGAUUGUCUUUCAUAGGAGCUGAUCUCACAGCGCGACAGCCAGCUGCUCUUCUUUGGGAAUAAAAAAAAAAAAAAAACAGUCAGCAUUAAACACAGCUCACACAAAAUACUCUUUUUUUUUUCUUACCACUCGUGUGGAAAACAAAUCAGGCGGCAGGCGCAGUGGCCAUCUGUUUUGUUAUUUGAUAUGUGUGAAUACAUGUUGUAAUGACUUUGUUUGCGAAUCGCUCUGCGCGGCGGAACACACGAGAGCUCUCGAAGUGCUGGAGUGUUCAAAGCUAAUCAUAUAAUUGGACACAAUAGUCGAUGACAAAUGGAGACGCUCGGAGCCAGCCAGCUGGGGAAGUGAAUAUGUAAUCAUUGUAAAAUCAUAUCAUUUUUGCAUAUUUGAAGACAGCUUAAUAGAGUUUGCGUGUCAGCGCGCCAUCAAAUGAUGAUCAGAGGCAGUUCUGCCGCAUUUGUUUUCCCGAAUCCGACUUUGUUAGGCUACUUAUCUUCAUCUUGAUUAAAAGUGUUUUCACAAGA